CCGGCCCCCGGCGCGCCCCCUCGGCCCCGGUGCCCGGCGGCGCAGGCGCGGUGGCGGCCGGAAGAGCGUGUGGGCCGGCCGGGCCGCGCUCCCGCCCCGCCUGCCCGUCCUGCCGGCCCGGCGCGCCGCGGCCCCGCCGCCGGAAAGAUGCUGCCCCUCUCCAUCAAAGACGAUGAGUACAAGCCGCCCAGGCUCAACCUGCUCAGGAAGGUGUCGGGCUGGUUCCGGUCUAUCCUGGCCGACAAGACUUCCCGCAACCUCUUCUCCUUCCUCUGUCUGAACCUCUCCUUCGCCUUCGUGGAGCUGCUCUACGGCAUCUGGAGUAACAGUUUAGGUCUGAUAUCAGAUUCUUUUCAUAUGUUUUUUGACUGUACUGCUCUAUUGGCUGGAUUAGCAGCUUCAGUUAUUUCAAAAUGGAGGUCAAAUGAUGCUUUCUCAUAUGGUUAUGUUCGAGCAGAAGUACUUGCUGGUUUUGUAAAUGGUUUAUUCCUCAUCUUUACAGCAUUCUUCAUUUUUUCUGAAGGUGUUGAGAGAGCCCUUGAGCCUCCCGAUGUGCAUCAUGAGAGACUUCUUCCUGUUUCUAUACUAGGAUUCAUUGUAAAUCUGAUAGGAAUAUUUGUUUUUCAGCAUGGAGGUCAUGGGCAUUCCCACAGCUCUGGGCAUGAGCACAGUCAUUCUCUGUUUAACGGUGGUCUCAGCCAUGGGCACAGUCACAGAGAUCAUGGACACAGCCAUGAACAUAAACAUUCCCAUGGACACACUCAUGGUCCCGGCCAUGGACACUCUCAUGGUCAGGAUUAUUGUCAUGAUGACCAUUCCCAUGAAGUAAUGGCUGGAUCCAGCAAACAGAUUUUACAAGGUGUAUUUCUGCACAUUGUGGCAGACACUCUGGGAAGUAUUGGUGUGAUCAUAUCUGCUAUACUGAUGCAGAACUAUGGUCUAAUGAUAGCAGAUCCUAUUUGUUCAAUGCUGAUAGCACUACUUAUAGGUGUAAGUAUUGUUCCACUUUUAAAAGAGUCCAUUGGGAUUUUGAUGCAGCGAACUCCUCCUUCCCUGGAAAAUGCCCUGCCUCAGUGCUACCAGAGGGUGCAGCAGUUGCAAGGAGUCUACAGUUUACAUGAUCCACAUUUCUGGACCCUCUGUACUGAUGUUUACAUAGGGACUUUGAAGUUACUAGUAGCUCCUGAUGCUGAUGGGAGGUGGAUUCUAAGCCAGACUCACAAUAUUUUUACUCAGGCGGGAGUAAGGCAGCUUUACAUACAGAUUGAUGUUGCAGCCAUGUAGUCAGUUUCUGGAAUGGUGCUGUUGGACCAAAGUUUUCUUCAGUACUGUACUGGUGUAGCAACAGUUCUUGAGACAGAGCCUGCCUCCACCACGUCUGGAAUUGACUGAAUAGAUUUCUGCCCUCUGGCUACGGAGGAAGUUCACUUCUAAGGAGUAAAUACUGAAUGAAUGUUA
Molecule: messenger RNA, 1458 nt
Organism: Passer domesticus (house sparrow)
Lineage: Eukaryota; Metazoa; Chordata; Aves; Passeriformes; Passeridae
Gene: SLC30A7
Product: solute carrier family 30 member 7
Exons: 11
Coding region: 148-1284 (378 amino acids)
Biological process (GO): intracellular zinc ion homeostasis; zinc ion import into Golgi lumen
Cellular component (GO): cytoplasmic vesicle; Golgi apparatus; membrane
Molecular function (GO): zinc ion transmembrane transporter activity
Source: RefSeq, a predicted model, not a curated record